Penicillium digitatum Pd1 is the source of this 1110-nucleotide messenger RNA. RefSeq names its product putative integral membrane protein. Lineage: Eukaryota; Fungi; Ascomycota; Eurotiomycetes; Eurotiales; Aspergillaceae. The record is from RefSeq and is a predicted model, not a curated record.
AUGCUGCGCAUCUAUGUGCGCGGGUGGAUCGUAAAGGCAUUUGGAUGGGAUGAUGGAGCUAUGGUAAUUGCACUGCUAUUUUACGCCAUGUUCUGCGGAACCAUGAUCGGAGGCACGCUCUAUGGCACAGGCUACAAGUUCGAACACCUCCCCGUCGAAAAUCGUCGCAUCGCAAUGAAGUACUGGUGGCUCUGCGAGAUCGCCUAUUGCUUUGCCUCCGUUGGAUGCAAGAUUUCCAUCUGCAUCUUCUUAAUGCGCAUCACCGUCAAACGCAUUCAUAUCUGGAUCCUCUAUGUCAUCAUGGUCUUGACCGUCAUAGCAGGCCUGAUUUUCAUGUUCCUCAUGCUCCUCCAGUGCAGGCCACUGGAAUACUUCUGGACUCGGGUGGCCGAGGAUCCGGCUAUCACAGGAAAAUGUAUGGAUGUGAAGAUCAUAGUUAUGAUGACCUACAUUUACAGCUCAUUUGCCGCACUGUGUGAUUUCACCGUCGGCUCGUUGCCCGUCUUCCUCGUCCACAAACUUCACAUGAAGCGCCAGACCAAGAUCGCUGUCGUGGGCAUCUUAAGCAUGGCCUGCAUUGCUUCGGCGGCCGUGAUCGUCCGUUUCCCCUUCGUCAAAACAUUCUAUGACCCCGAUUUCCUCUACGCAACCUAUCAAAUUGCCGUUUGGUCUAACAUCGAAGCAGGCCUCGGUAUUACCGCCGGUAGUCUCGCAACGCUCCGACCCCUCCUCCGCGCCUGGACCGGCUCUAAUUCAGACCCAUACUACUCCUCUAGACUUCCGGGCGGACGCUCAAGGUCUGCCUCGCGCCCAUUGGGCGGUGGUGAAAAUGGUCCCUUUCCGUUAAGCUCGCUGGACAGUAGCGUGCAGUCUCGCCUGAGACCGGAUAAGCUUGCGGUCACUGUCACAACUAUCCAAAGCCAGCGCCAGAGGGACACUGACGAUGCCUAUAGCACGAGCCCGAGUAGCAGCGAGGAGAGGUUGACUAUUGAUCGGCCUUCGCCUCGGUUGCCAGAUGUUGGGUUGGGGAUUCAUCGCACAUUUGAGGUUACGCAAAUUUCAUCGGAAAGGGACGAUUCAGAAAGGAAAGUUGUCAGGGAACAUGUAUAA